AUCUGUGUAUUAGUUUAGUGUUCAUGGAAAAGUUAAGUUGAUUAUAAUUGUGAUCGCAUGUUUCAUUUAAUUAUCUCAUUAAUAAAAUGCGUUUUUCCGAUGAGGUUAAGUGCCAUAUUUGCAAGCGAAUCUUUUGCUGCGGCAAGUGCCGCCAAAAGCAUCAAUUCGAAGCUCACGCCAUUGCCGUAACCCAGCCCAUAGAGCAGCAUUCUAAGAUGGUUGGCCUUGGCAAUGACAUUGAGGCAAAGACCUCAACCAUCUAUGUCUUCUGUCCGAUAUGUGAACAAAAGCCGCUUAUGCUGCGCAAAGAAAUGUAUGCCGAGCUGCUGGCCCACAUCGAGAGUGUGCACCUGCCGCUGCGCUGUCGCAAGUGCUUGCGCCAUUACACGAAGAUCGAUGACUUGAAAGAGUUUAGCAAAUGUGUUGACUUGGGUCAGAAUUGCAGCGCAGCCAGCACGGCGCAGAAUGCGACCUACGACACGGAGGCCUCGAAGGUAACGGUGAAAAAGGCAACUGUGGCAGCCAAUACUAUAUCAACACAGACUUCGCCCCACGUAGCUAAAGAGAUGGACGAAACGCAUCAGCAUUUGAAUUUAACGCCCAUAUCACUAUUUAAUCUACGCUGGAAGGCCAAAGGUCGCCUGACUCAUGAGGAAUUCAUAAGCGACAGCGUUUCAUCCAUACGCAAUCUGUCGUCAGAAAGUGUAAACUUGUCCGGACAACGUCGCAGCAUCGGACAAGUGUGUGCGCAGCCAGACAGCGUGCACAAUGAUAAGAGCAAGGGCAAAGUCAUACGCUCCACAUCAACGCCACUGCAGGUCUACACAAUGUUCGCCAAGCCCAAAGAGCCGUUAACAUUUAACGCAUCCAGUGUUGGGAGCGGCCAGGUGUCGAGCAUUUAUCACAGCGGCUAUGCUCUGGAUGAGCCAAAUGCGGCGCCAGACAGUAGCCAUGUAGUGCCGCCGCAACAUCAGCGCACCUGGAAGGUCGGUGGUCGUGGCAAGAUGAGUGCCGUGACGCCCUUGCGCCAAGUUAUGUCCAAGAGCAUACAGAAGGCCUUCGUGGAGCAUGGCGCUGUGGGCAUGCUCCCUGGCCAAACCGAGCAACAACGCAUGCGGCUCGAUUUGAACGAGGUCAACAGGUCACCAAAUGCCGCCAUGCCACUGGACUUGCGUCUAUCCCCAGUAGUUCGACGCACGCAGAGCGACGACUCCAGCGGCAAUGGGAAUAGCGAUAGCAACAGCAAUACCAACAGCAACAGCAAUAGCAACAGCAAUAGCAGCAGUAGCGGCAGCGACAAAAACCAUGGCCAGGACUCAAAGAGUCCAGAAUCCUAUCAGAUACUGCUCUCCGCUCAGAAGCUAACAAGGGAGUCGAUUAUCAUAACCCGCACACAGCAUGCCGGGAACAGUGUUUCACUGAUUGCCGCCGCUGCCGGCACCAGCACCACGAGCACAGUUUACAAUUCCUGUGAGAGUGUGGAGAUAAUCACUUCGUCCACAUCAACUGCCGAGCUGAGCACCAACUUACGGCCAGCCAAGGUCGACUGCCCCGUGGUGGUGCCGCCGAUAACACCCAUAACAAGCGUGCCCGGCGCCAUCAUCAACAAGAAGCUUAUCAAGUUUGAGACGCCCCUGAAACCAAAUAUGCAAGCAACUCAAAUGGCUAACUCGACGCCCGAUGAAAAGGAAAUCUUUUAUACCCCCAAUCCAAGCGACAGCCCGUUGGCUGCCAUUGCUGGCAGCCCGACUGCUGGGCCCAGCACGAGUGAGCGACGUAGGCAGCAGAUUGUGCCGCGACAGCUAAGCGGUCAAUUUAUGGCAGAGACAAAACGGGUUGAAAUGUCACGACCACAAGGACCACGAGCUCGUCCGCCACUCCGUGUGUGCCAUCAUCAAAAGUCCUUCAGCUGCGUCCAGGAUAUCGGCAGUGACGACGAGGACGAGAUUUUCUUGCCAAACAGCGCAUCAACACAAAACGACAAGAAGCGGCAAGGACGUCUCUGGUCCCUGGUCUCAUCUGUUAUGCGGCUGCCACAGACCCUGCGACCGGAUCCCAACAGCAACGCUGGCGAUAAGGAAAACAUCCCGUCUACUUCCAACGCGAAUUCUAAUUGUGGUUCCCUGAUUAGACGCUGUGCCUCCAUUGCUGGCUCAUUGGUGCGCACAAUUCAGUCCCAUGACGACGCCGACAUGCAGAGCUUAAAACGCAAACGAACCCAAACCCUGGACAACGCGAGUUGCACUCAAAUGUCGCCGUCCAAUUCCUCUAAACGAUUGCGUAUACAGCCAAGGAAGCCAAUCGAACGCAUGCGCAAUAAUUAGUCAAUAAGUUACUUCAUUUUAAAUGUUUUGUCCUAUGUUGAUCUUGUCGCCUUUUUAUAGCGUUUAUUUUGUACGAUGAUGCGGAAUGAGUUCCUAAAAAUGUAAGCAAACAGUGCAAAUAAUU
This is a messenger RNA of Drosophila navojoa, 2448 nucleotides long. RefSeq names its product female sterile (1) Young arrest (gene fs(1)Ya). The record is from RefSeq and is a predicted model, not a curated record. NCBI's taxonomy places the organism in Eukaryota, Metazoa, Arthropoda, Insecta, Diptera, Drosophilidae.